AUGGCGAGAUCGCCUUCCCGUUUGGCGAGACGACCUUCUUGUCAUUUGUCAAAUCGAUACCACCAUCCCGAUUGGCGAGACAAUUGUCUCGCCAUUUGCCAAAGGCGAGACCGUCGUCUCGAUUGGCGAGACGACGGUCUCGACCUUUCCAGGCGAGACG
Molecule: messenger RNA, 160 nt
Organism: Sphenostylis stenocarpa
Lineage: Eukaryota; Viridiplantae; Streptophyta; Magnoliopsida; Fabales; Fabaceae
Source: the annotation of a GenBank genome assembly